Messenger RNA from Condylostylus longicornis, 1610 nucleotides. RefSeq lists its product as uncharacterized. Lineage: Eukaryota; Metazoa; Arthropoda; Insecta; Diptera; Dolichopodidae. Gene Ontology annotation, molecular function: phosphoric diester hydrolase activity. Gene Ontology annotation, biological process: lipid metabolic process. The record is from RefSeq and is a predicted model, not a curated record. The transcript is spliced from 6 exons. Bases 103 to 1467 code for a protein of 454 amino acids.
GAUCAUCAGUCUAAAUAUUAAAAUAAUAUAAAGAGAAUAAAAAAUUUAGUGACUAAGCCAGUGAGGAAAUUUAAGAAUAAAAGAGCAGAAUACAAAAUAAUAAUGAAAUCUAAUUCAAAGAAUAUUUUGCAUAUUCUAUUUGUAAAUGCUCUUUUAAUUACAAAUAUUCAAAGCUGUCCAAUUUAUUUAACAAUAUCAUUGGAUUCAAUAUUAAGUGAAGAAUCACGUAUUGAAAUAAAUUGGGGACCAAAUUGUAUUGAUAAACCAGAAUGGAUUGGUAUAUUUCAAGAAGAUCCAGCAAUAUCAACUAAACCAGCUAAAGAUUGUAUACGUAAUAUAACAACGUUAUAUGGUAAAUAUGUAACAAAAGUUAAUUUAGGAAAAUUAUAUUUUCCUGGUGGUUGGGAACGUGAUGAUGAUCAAUUACAAUUAGUUAGUUAUGCAAAAGGUAAAUGUUUACCAUUUUAUGUUGCUAGUUUUGCCUAUAAUGAUGAUUUAAUACGUGUUGAAUGUUUAAAAAUACAACCAAAUUGGAUGCGUUUAUCUGAUCAAAAUAUUGGUAAAGUACCAUUAAAAAAUCUUUUUAUACCGGGUACACAUUCAUCUGGUGCUUAUAAUAAUUAUAAUUAUAAAAAUCAUUCAAUUUUGGUACAAACAUUUGGUUGCUCACAAAAUUUGGAUAUUUGGUCACAAUUAGUAUUUGGAAUAAGAUAUUUGGAUUUAAAAAUUGGAUAUCGAGAAGAAACAAAUGAUUUUUGGAUUGUUAAUGAAAAUAUGAUGAUAACACCACUUCAACCAGUUUUAGAUGAUGUUAAACAUUUUGUUAAAGUUUCAGGUGAAAUUGUUAUCGUAGAUUUUACAUCAUUUCCAAUUGGUUUUCAUAAGCAACCUGAACGACAUUCAAUGCUUUUAAAAUAUUUAUUAAGAGAAUUAAAAGAAGUUGCAUUUCGGCGUUCCGAUAGUAUUGAUGCAAUAAAUUCAUAUGAUUUAACUAUGAAUGAUAUGAGAAAGGAAAACAAAAAUAUUAUAAUUACUUAUAGAUUAGAGAAAUUGGCGUCAGGUGAACGCGAAUGCGAUUUAAUAUGGCCUUCGUGGAAAAAAUUCUCAAUCAGAAAUCAAAAUUUAACAAAAGCAUUAGAUUUUAUGAGAGUCUUGUUUACACAAAAAGAUGAGUUGGAAUUGACAAAAAAUAAAGGUUGGAUAUUUGAAGCGAUUACUACAAUUGAAGAAACUUUGAAUUCACAAAAAACUAUCAAAUCAGCUCGUAAUCGUGCAAGUGAACUAAAUUCAAACAUAUUAAAUUUCAUUGGUGGACCUUGGAGUUUAACAGCAAAUGUGGUUACUCUUGAUUUCUUUUCUAGCACAAAUCUAAUUGAUAUCGCAAUUUAUGCAAAUUCACAUAAAGCUUUCACAUAUGCGAAUAAUAAUUUAACAAAAUUUGAUAUAAAAAAUAAUAAUUAUUAUUGAUUAAAAUUAUUGAAGAAAAAAAAAGAGAAACAAAAUAUUAAUAAAAUUCAAAAGAAAAAAAGGUAUUAAAAAUAAUUUUAUAUAUUAUUUUUUACAUAAUGUAUACAGGCGUAUGUACAUACAAUUGAAGUGUAUAUAAAUUU